Messenger RNA from Cladocopium goreaui, 6010 nucleotides. The record is from the annotation of a GenBank genome assembly. NCBI's taxonomy places the organism in Eukaryota, Dinophyceae, Suessiales, Symbiodiniaceae.
ACACCCAUAUGGUUCAUUGUCCUUUGAUGCCUGGUUUGCAGCCUCCAAGCCUGCCGAUGAAGCACCAAGUGCUGAUGAGGCAAUGGUGGCCGAAGCCAAAGGAUCCAAAGGAUCCAACGGAGCCAACGGAUCCAACGGAUCCCAGGGUGCGAAGUGGCACGAGGCAUCGGCCAGGCUUCUGUCAAGGACCCGGCCUGCGUCAGAACGCCUCUACUGCAGGGCUAUCAGCGGCUGUGGAAGGAAUCAGCAUUGGGAAGCAGCUUUGGCACAUUUUUCAGACUUUCAGGAAAAUGGCUUCCAAAUCAAUCGCAUCAUUUACAGCGCCGGCAUCAGUGCCUGCGCCUUGGGAACCCAGUGGCAGCGCAGUUUGGCGCUGCUGUCGCAGCUUACUGCGGAGGGAGGGCAGCCAGAUGUCGUCAGCUACAACGCGGUCGUGAGCGCGAGCCACGCCGCGAGCAAAUGGCAAUCCGCCUUGGCGGCUUUAAGGGAAUUGAAGUCCUUGGACUUGGAAGCCAACGUGGUGACAUAUAGUGCUGCCUUGAGUGCGUGCGGAAAAGGGCAGCAGUGGCUCUUGGCCAUGCAGCUUCUCGAGGAGAUGUCCGAGGAGAAACUGCUUCGGAACGUCAUCACCUACAGCUCGGCGAUUUCAGCCUGCGAGAAAUGUGCGCAGUGGCGGACCGCCUUAGCGUUGCUGACGGCGAUUUUGGUGUCUCACCUGAAAGCGAAUCUCAUUUCCUUCAAUUCUGCCAUCAGCGCCUGUGAAAAAGCAGGACGUUGGCAGGAGGUACUGUGCUUACUGCAGGCCCUUUCAGGCCAAGACCUGCGACCCGAUGAGGUGAGCUACAAUGCCAUGCUGAGCGCCUUCGAGAAGGGUGGUCAAUGGCAGCGAGCCCUUGAAAGUUUGCGCCAAGCUCCAGGAGAUUCCUUUGAGAUCAGCAUCAUCUCAUACAGCGCAACCAUCAGCGCCUGUGAAAAGUCGGGCCAGUGGCAAGUUGCAUUGCAGCUGCUCGAGGAGCUCCAGAGCGAGAACUUUCGUGGAGAUGUCAUCGUGUACAGCGCUGCCAUCAGCGCCUGUGAAAAGCGGGGUCAAUGGCGCCCCGCUCUGCUGCUUUUGAAUCAGCUCACAGAAGAAGAGCUGGAGGCAGAUAGUGUCAGCUACAACGCUGCCAUCGCCGCCUGUGAAAAGGAGCGAUGGCAGGUGGCGCUGCAACUUUUUGCUGACAUGCUCCGACUGAAAUUGCAACCCAAUGUCAUCUCGAUCUCCAGCUGCAUCAGCGCCUCGCAGAAGGCUGGCCGCUGGCUGCUGGCCUUGGAACUGCUGCAGCUGGCGGAGCUGCUGGACAUUGACGGCAACCUGGUGACCUUCAACGCUGCCAUGGCGGCCUCGGCGCAGAGCCUUCGCUGGCGCCACGCGAUCAGUUUGAUGCGGCGUGCCAGCAGUGCUCUGCUGGAGGCGGAUAUGAUAACCCUGACGUUGAUGACAGGCGUUUUCGAUGCCAUUGAGUGCGGCACAGCACUGCGGGAGACACUCUUGCAGGUGGAAUGCAUUGGUAGCAGCCUCACGCAUUACUUGAAAGAUGCGAGGGUCAAAAACGGAGGUUCUGUCUGUUGCGAUGCCAUCAACGAAUGCCGCAGAACGGUGCAGUGGCAAGGGGCGGUGGCUUGGCUCACAUGGCAGGGAUCUAAGGAGCUGCGGCCGAACAUCGUGGUUCAUGGGGCCGUGACCAGUGCGUGUGAGAAGUCCAGCCAGUGGCUUGAAGCCGCCCAGCAGUUGGCGACCGUGGUGAAAGUGGGGCUGCGGAGGGAUGUGGUGCUGCAGAACAAUGUGAUGAAUGCUGGCCAGAAAGGCACGGCAUGGCCCACCUCUCUUGCAACCUUGGGCACUCUGCCCAUCACCUCUUUGGAGCCCACUGUCAUAACCGUGAGCACCGGAAUUGCUGCUUUGGCGCGCUCUUCCUGGCGCGGAGCCGUCCAGACUCUGGCGCUGCCGUGCAAUGAGGUGGCGUAUGGAGCAGCUCUCAGUGCAUGUGAGGCUAAAAGCCAGUGGCAAGAGGCUGCCACGUUAGUGAAAACUAUGGACCUGAGAGCGUUGCAGCCAAAUUUGAUAAUUUCCAACACGGCCAUCAGCAGUUUCGCAAAGGCCGGUGGCCCCGGUGGCCCCGGUGGCCCCGGUGGCCCCGGUGGCCCCGGUGGCCCAUGGCACCUGGCAGUGCUCGCCUUGCACAAUGCCUGCGAGGAGCGCCUCGCAGAUGAGAUCAGUUACAAUGCUGCCAUCAGCGCUUGUGAGAAGAGUGGGCAAUGGAAAUGGGCUUUGGACCUGUUGGCUCAGACCCUGGGAGCCAGGCUAGUCUCAGAGGUGGGCUACAGCGCCGCUGCCAGCGCAUGUGAGAAGGGUGAACGAUGGAAGUGGGCACUGUGGCUGAUGACGGAAGCUCAGCAGUCCCAAAUGCAGCUGGACGUGAUUUUUUGCAGCACAGUGAUCAGUGCCUGCCAGAAAUGCGAGGAGUGGCCACGUGCUUUGAUGAUGUUCCAUGAGUUUUCGUCCUUGCCAUGCGAUUUGGUGGCCUACAAUGCCGCCAUCGCCGCCUGCGAGACCGGCAACCAAUGGCCAGAAGCUUUUGGGCUGUUGCAGGAGAUUGAGACGCAGACCCUGCGACCGGACGUCAUCUCCCACUGCUCCGCUCUCGGCCGCGGUGCCUGGCCCUGGGCCCUGGUGCGCCUGGAGCGCCUGGCGACGCAGCCAGUGCUCAACGCGGUGGCGGGCUCCUGUGAGAAGGGGGGCGAAUGGCGAAUCGCAGUGCAGUUGUUGGAUCAAGGUGAGGACAUCAUCAGCUCCAACAUCGCCAUGGCCGCCUGGCAUCAGGCCGAGCGCUGGCCGGAGGUCCUGGAUUUGCUCGCGGAGCUGGAAGCAACGCUGGCACAACCCAACGUGAUAAGCUACAGUGUGGCCAUCGGUGCCUCUCAACUUGUGGGGCGCUGGCGCUGGUCCAUUGAGCUGUUGCGGAAGCUUCAUCUUGCGGGACAGGUCGCCAAUGUGAUCACAUACAACGCGGUGAUGUGUGCUUGCUUCGAGGGAGGCCACUGCAGUGCUCAAAAGGCUGAGCUGCGGGUCCAGCGAGUCAAGCGAACAGAACGUGAGGCAGAUCCAGCUACUCAGAUGCCGCCCAUGGACUCCUUGCAGCGACAUGGCAUCGAGACCAAGAUCUCGCAGGCUUUGGAGAAGGUGAAACAGAUCCUUGGGGCCGAGAAGUCACCACAGAUUGCAGGGGAUGUUCAUCAUGAAUAUGAGGACAAGUACCUCCUGGUGGAGCGAGCCACGAACAUGGCGGCGGCCGCCGAGUUGAACUGCCUGGGCAUGUUGGGCCUGACGACUCAGCACCUGUCCACCUUGAAACAAUGGGCCUCAGGACAGGAGGUCUCACUGCGUUUCAAAUCCAAAGAGCAGUGCAACUUCCUUCGAGAAGAGACACGAGAAGAAGAGGCUCCCAGGAAGCAUGUGGAGGAAGUCACCGUCGGGGGAGUCUUGCGUAGCGCCAUCACCAGCAAGGUGGUUACGAAGAUUACGGAGUAUUUCUGGAGCUUUGAGACGAAUUAUGUGCUUGAAGCGUUCAAGGGUGUUGGUGCAGAAGCUUCUGAUCGCUUGGUGCUUUGGAGCCGCCAGGGGCAGGUGGAGCUGAAGACGAGCGCCAAGUCGCCAGCGCCGCAUCCGGAAGUGCGCUCUCCGGCGGUGAACAAAGAGGUGAACAUCAGCUGGUUGCUGAGAACUCUUGCGGAUCCUGCGACCCCCUCCUUCGCCAUCGAUCGCACCAUCAAGAGCUGCAAGACACCGCGGAGGAAUGAGGACUUUGACAAAGCCUACGAGCAUUUCAUGGCACUCUCCAACUGGACAAUGUACGUAGCAGACUACAUCAACCAUCUUCGAACUGUACAGCCUCGCAAGAUUGAUGACAGCGCGCUCUCCCUGGAGCACGUUUUUGUGCCUGUCACGCCCAUCAUGUUCAAAGAAGGCAUUGGCGAGAUUAAUGACACCGCAGCUUCUUCGUUGAUGUCGCUGCUGCCCAAGGGCGUAGCGGAACCGUCGCUGGUGCUCUCUAGCUCCGCCGGAAAUUUGCUGCUCAACGAGCAGAUGCGCAGCUUGAAGGAACAGCACCAGAACAUCCACAGCUGCUUCGCAGGUGACACUGGCAUCCUGACAGCGGCCGAGGCCUGCAUGUCCCUGACGCUCACCCACAUGAAUGCCGUGGCACACCAGUGGGUGCAGGCCGUCGACUAUGUGGAGUCGAUGCUUCGCAAGCAAUUGGUGGCAGCUAUUGGCAAAGAGGUUUCUCCAUCUGAAUUCGGGUCCUACAUGCGCUUCCACUACCGGAAGCUCUUUUCGGAUGCCUAUCAGCCAUCGCAAUUUUGCUUCGCCGUGCGUCGCUCGGAGCAGCACGGACCCGAAGGCACUGUGAGUAUCGAGGAGGAGUCGUAUGGCGAAGGAGGUGCUGCCAUGCACAUGCCCAUUGUCACGUUGGAAAACCAUGGCAGCACGCCGACAGUCAUGAACUUCCCCUUGAGUGCCUCCACGACGGUGUCCUUCACGGGGCCCGUGCAUUUGCACGGCUGGCUGUGCCACAGCUUCUCCGGACAGACAGGAUCGGGCUUGUUCCUCAAGUCCCGUGCCAGGCAAUUCAGUUCCAUGCUGGUGCUGGUGGGCCGCGUGACCUCGGCUACAUCCUUUGAUCCGACCUAUGCGGCCAUCGUUCAAAACAAGGAUGAGUUGACGAUUCCCCUGGAGAUGUCCGUGAUCCCCACUCCCAAGGAGUUCAAGGAUGCCAUUGCUUCAUUGUCGCCGGAGCAGCAGCAGUUUGCCAAAGCCUUCAGGGCAAUGCAGCUGGAGAGCACCCUGUUUGGAGUGCUGGUGGUACAGAUCAAGCCUCAGCUGGAGAAGCUUCUCAACUUGCCGGACGACAGUUUGACCAAGGAGAUCAAGUUGACGCAAGAUCUCAUGGAGCUCUUCUUGAAAUAUCAGAUCCCCAGCGAUUUGCUCUCCUUUAGUGAGCCGGAAGGUGCAGCCCAUGAGACUUCGGCCACUGAGCGCUUGGCUGCGGUGAAGGGCCAUGUCAAAGCGAUGUUCGACAUGAUCAACAAGGAAAAAGAAGAAGAGCUUGAAGAAGUGCGCAAACAAGCGCAGUACAUUGAACCCUUGGCGGACCUGGCGGACCUCUUUAGAACUACCGGAUCUUUGCCCAGCGCCAUUCAGCAGGAGUGUUCAACGCCCAUGCUCGAGGCGAUAGAGUGCGAGGAGCGCGAGGAGUGCGAGGUUGAAACGAAAGUGCACUCCGGCAUCAAGAAAAAGGGUCGAUCGCGCGCCGCCCCCGCAGCGUCCGUGCCUGCGGCUCCCUCGUCCGCACCCUCCGCGCCUGUGCCUCCCCCAGCGCCGCCGGCGCAGACAGCGGAGGCGGCAGCGUCUCCGCAGCCGGCGGAGGCAGCACCGGAGCCGCAGGAAACGCCCAGCCGCGAGGCACCAAUGGAAUCUGCCGGUGCCACAGCUGGUCCCAGGGACUAUACUCAGGUGCCGCAGGAGAUGGAUACGCAGUUCGAAAAGCUGGACCCCGAUAGCUCCCUCCGGCCCACCAUCAUCAAUGUUGGUCGGCUGUGGAAGAAGCGCUCCCAAAAGGCGCUCCUGGCAGAGCCCAAAGAGACGCACUUGACGGCGGAUGAGCAGAAGUCCGAGAAGGAUGCAGCAUUCGACUUGUUGGAUGCCAUUACCAAGUCCGGAGCUCUCCCCUUGAGCCAUGCCAACCUGCACAUCGUCAUCGCAGCCACGCAUUGCUUUGACAAGACGGUCCUAGAGACGGUCGUGCAGGAGAACGUGAAUCCCAUCGAGAAAGUGGAACGCUCGACGCUGAUCAUGGCUUCAACGGUUCACCAGCAGCCGACUGUAGCCCUCAUCAAAGAGUCCAGCGCCUUGCGCUUGUUGCAAGCAUCGCCGCAACUGUUCCUGAAAGAUGUGGCAGCUGCGGAUUGA